This is a messenger RNA of Antechinus flavipes (yellow-footed antechinus), 4368 nucleotides long. RefSeq names its product zinc finger protein ZFP2-like. NCBI's taxonomy places the organism in Eukaryota, Metazoa, Chordata, Mammalia, Dasyuromorphia, Dasyuridae. Gene Ontology annotation, molecular function: RNA polymerase II cis-regulatory region sequence-specific DNA binding; DNA-binding transcription factor activity, RNA polymerase II-specific. The coding region runs from base 256 to 2523 and encodes 755 amino acids. The transcript is spliced from 5 exons. The record is from RefSeq and is a predicted model, not a curated record. Gene Ontology annotation, biological process: regulation of transcription by RNA polymerase II.
UCCAAGUGCGCAGACGCAGCUCUUUUUUCCCUCACUCCCCCCCCCCCCUGCGGUUUUUCGGCCCUUUGUUCUCCGGCCUCACUCUGUGGGGGGGGGAGAAGGAUGCCACUGCGCAGGCGCGGCCCCACCCAGCCCGACUAGGGAGCCCCUCCUUCUCCUUGCCCCCCCAGGGCGGAAGACGGUCCGGACCCUACAGGCUCUCCCUUCUCAGGACUCGCCCUUCCCCAACAAAGGACCCCAAAGGAGGAGGAAGAAAUGGCUUCGGGAGGCCUGACCAGUCACAGUGGGAGGUCACAGGACUUGGUCACUUUCAAGGACGUGGCUGUCGACUUUACCUGGGAAGAGUGGAAGCUUCUGGACUCUGGUCAGAAGGCCUUGUACCGAGAUGUGAUGCUGGAGAACUAUAGAAACCUGGUCUCCCUGGGACGUCCCGUUUCCAAACCAAAUGUGAUCUUGCAACUAGAGCAAAGCAGAACACCAAGGAUGCUGGAGAGAGCAACUGCAGGAGACAUUUUUUCAGAUUGGGAGGCCAGAUUUGAGACCAAGGAAACAAUUUCAAAGUCUUAUUUUGCUAUGGAAAAAUCAUUCCAAGAAACCUGGCACGAUCUCUGGGGUUUUAAUUGGGGAGAAUCCUGGGAAUGUGGUGGCAGGUUUAAGAGACAGCAGGGGAGCCAGGAGAAAAAUUUCAGGCAAGUACCAAUCAGCCACAAGAAAAUUGAUGAGCCAGCAAGUCAGGAAUGUCAUAACUUUGAGAGAAGUUACUGUUCAGACCCAAUUUUUGUGAUACAACAGAGUUCCAGAAAGAGUCUCCCUAAGUAUGAUUCACAGCAACUUUGCUUUGACCAACACUCUGACCUAAUUCAACUUGAUAGGAUCACCUCAGGGAAAAAACCUGGUCAACAUGAUGAAUGCAAUAUUACCUUAAAUUAUACAAACCUGGUUAACUGUCACAGGACACUUAAUGGGGAGAAACCCUCUGCGUAUUGUGAAUUUGGAGAAACUUUGCACCAGAGAGACCUUAUACAGCAUCAGAAAGCCUCUACUGCAGAGAACCUCCACAUGUAUAAUGAAUGUGGGAAUGCCUUCAGUGAUAACUUAACUCUCACGCUUCAUCAGAGAAGUCACACUGGAGAGAAACUUUGUGAUUGUGAUAUAUGUAGGAAAGCCUUGGAUGGUGGCUCAUCCCUUUCUCCACAUCAGAGACUUCACAUUGGAGAGAAGUCCUAUAAAUGUCAUGAGUGUGAGAAAUCAUUCAGUCAGUACACAAGCCUUCUUAGACAUCAGAGAAUUCAUACAGGGGAGAAACCUUUCAAAUGCAGUGAAUGUGGGAAAGCCUUCAGUCAGUGCACAAACCUGAUCCGACAUCAGAGGGUUCAUACUGGAGAAAAACUCUUUAGAUGUCAUGAAUGUGGCAAGACCUUCAGCAACAGUUCAUCCUGCAGUAUACAUCAGAGAAUUCACAGUGGGGAGAAACCCUAUGGGUGUGGUGAUUGUGGACAAGCCUUUGCUCAACAGGGAAGCCUUAUCCAACAUCAAAGAAUUCAUACUGGAGAGAAACCCUUUAAGUGUAAAAAAUGUGGAAAAGCCUUCAGCCAAAAUAUACAUCUUACUCAGCAUCAGAGACUUCAUUCUGGGGAGAAAAUCUAUAAAUGCAAUGAAUGUGGUAAAGCCUUCAGUAACAGUUCAACUCUCAUUCUACAUAACAGGAUUCACACUGGAGAGAAACCUUACGAAUGUAACGAGUGUGGGAAAACCUUCAGCCAGUACACAACUCUUAUUCAGCAUCAGAGGAUCCACACUGGAGAAAAACCCUACAAAUGUAACGUGUGUGAAAAGACUUUCAGCCAGAGCACAAGCCUUAUUCGUCACCAGAAAAUUCAUACUGGCGAGAAACUCUGCAUAUGCCAUGAAUGUGGACAAGCCUUCAGUCAGCAGGGAAGUCUUACUAAGCACCAGAGAAUUCACACUGGAGAGAGACCCUAUAAGUGUAAUGAAUGUGGAAAAGCCUUUACCCAGAGUAUGAACCUUACACGACAUCAGAGAAUUCACACUGGAGAAAAAUUAUAUAAAUGUAAUGAAUGUGGGAAAGCUUUUAGUAAUGGCUCAUCUCUUACUCAGCACGAGAGGAUUCAUACUGGAGAAAAACCCUAUAAUUGCAGCGAAUGUGGGAAAGCCUUCAGCAACAGCUCCUCAGUCACCCAGCAUGAGAGGAUUCACACUGGAGAAAAACCCUAUAAAUGUAAUGAAUGUGGGAAAGCCUUUACUCAUAGCAUGAACCUUACUCGACAUCAGAGAACUCAUACCGGAGAGAAGCCCUAUCACUGUAAUGAGUGUGGGAAGUCUUUCAGCCAGAACAUGAACCUUACUCGACAUCAGAGAAUCCACACCGGUGAGAAACCCUACAAAUGUAAUCAGUGUGACAGAGCCUUCAACCAAAGCACAUCACUUGCUGAGCACCAGAAAACACAUAGGAAAGAAGCCGGGAAAUAUAAUAAAUGUAAUCAGGCCUUUAGCUGCAAUUAAUAUCAUCAAAGAAUGUGGGAACUUUUUUGGAUGUAUUUUAACAUAAAAGUUCAUUAGUCCUGCCAAUUGUGGGAAAGCCUUACCACACAGCAGAGGGUUUAUCUAGUGAGAAGUCCUAUAAAUGCAGUGAAAGUAAGAAGGCCCUCAAUGGUGGUUCAGUUCUUCGGGAGAUAGCGGAGCCUGAGAGCAGAAUGUCUCUGUCCAUGGGCAGAUUCUCAUUCUCACUUUUCCUCACUGCUUUUAGUGAAACUGGUCCCACUGACCAAGGUAUUCCUUCUGUCAGUAUAGAUUGCUCUCUCACCACUGGCAAUUUUCAUUUAAGUCAUCCCAUAGAGCACCCUACCAUUUCACCAGAGAAUCCACCUUGGGUGUUGGAGGCCUUCCUCUGGUUUUUUAGGUUUUACAAGUUCCUGGGGAGCUCCUCCCUCAGUUUCUGGCCAUGUAUGUCCUCAGUGCUAUCCCAGAUACCAUGGCUCCUCACUAAAACUAGAUUACAGUUUACCUGAACCCGUCCAUUUCCUUUGGGUCCUGCAGCUUUGUUUCUUCCAGGUGAUGGAAUUCCAGUAUAGACAACUAUGUCAUCGUUGCAAAAAGCCUUUAUGUCAAUAAGCCAGCAAACUGCCUGGGAUCACUAGUAGCAGUGCAGAAUUUCCCAAAUAUAUCUUUGCUCGUCUUUCUAUUCAGUUUGGGUCCUUGUCAUUAUCAUUUACGAUUUCUGCUCCAACUAGGUGUCCCAGUGGACUAAUGCAGUAGACUAACCACCCAGUUAUGUCAUAGUUUGGACAACAGAAAUUUUUCAUCCACUUACUUUUUAUCAAUUGUAACCCAGGCACUUUAAUAAUCAUGGGUCUCACUGAGGCCCUACAAUUUUCAGAUUUUCACUAGAUCAGAGGUGGAGGGGGGGAGGUGCAAUCACCACAUAAUAACAUCCAGAAAUAGGAGUGCCCAGAGGACCAUACCCUCAAAUCAAGUCAAACCAACAGACAUUUAUCAUGUACUUUCAAUAUCCUGGGGAAAUAAGGAAAAUAAGGAGUAUCUACAGGAAACCCCUCCUCCCUUUAUGUUUACAAAUAUAGGGUUAUGAGACUGGCCAACAUGCAGACAUUCAUCUUUAUGGAGGCCUUUGUCAGAGAAUUGGGGUAGAUCUCAAAUGCGUGAGAGCCUCUUUUGGGUGGGGGAGGAGAAGAGUCUCCAAGACUGCCUUGUGCUUUGUCCAGUUAAGUGUUUGGGGUUUUUGUGUGUAAUCAGUGAGUGUAUGCUGUGGAGUCUUAUAUUCCCUGCAAUAUUCUGUGGGUUCACUGUAUAACUAAGGGCAUUAUCUGUUGUUGAGGACUUUGGCGAAAGCCUGUUUGUUACAUUUUAAUUGCAGUUAUCUUUGAUAUGCAUGUAGAUUGUCUAUGAGAAAGUCGAUAUGUGGGUUGUAGCCAUUGAUGUCUCCAGCUUUUUCUGGGCCUGUGGAGGCUGGCGGUCUGGGCUGACUCCAUGACUGUCCAUGUGGCUUAGGUUUCCAUUUCCUCCCCAUCCAGAGAGUUCCUGUACUGGGGUCCCAUUUGGGGAAAAGAGAAGAUUAGCAUGUUUGGAAGUGUCCUGGCCCACCCACUCUGGAAAAUUCCAGCCUUUUUCCCUUGAAUAGAAAAUCCUCGCCUGGAAGGGGAGAAGGUCAGAGGUUAACCAGAUUUGGAUCCUUGUCCUAAGGGAUUCCAGGGGUUUGGCUUCCAAUAAAAACCACUGUGAACCCGAGUCAAGAAAGUGAGAGCCCUGGGCUGUGACACUUCUGAGGUGAUUUUUGCAGCUCUCCUCUUGCUGUGUUUUCUUCUAAUAAACAACUUCACUGUAAAAUAUGAA